Vanessa atalanta (red admiral) is the source of this 8139-nucleotide messenger RNA. It is a transcript of the gene zye, whose product is annotated as mucin-2-like. NCBI's taxonomy places the organism in Eukaryota, Metazoa, Arthropoda, Insecta, Lepidoptera, Nymphalidae. The record is from RefSeq and is a predicted model, not a curated record. The coding region runs from base 146 to 7780 and encodes 2544 amino acids. The transcript is spliced from 14 exons.
CGAUGCGCGCGAGUCUCCCGACUCAGCCGCAGAACGCACUCUGACCCCGGCGCACGCGCACAACGAGACGAGAUAUAUUGAACUUGUGUUUGUGUGGUGUCGUGAUUAUUUUUCUUGUGUGCAGGGGCCCCAUGAAGCGGCUGUCAUGCACAUAGCGACACUGAUUGCACUCGUGCAGCUGUCGCUCGCUACAGCUGUUUCAGAUGUCGGAACGCUCACCGCAGCCGAGCUGAACCUUGAGCUGGCUGGAGAUGGUUUAUCACCAUUUUUCGAAGAUUCAAGUGGUGAAACCGGAGUCAAUUUCGUGAGGGGUUCAAGAGCUGCAGAUUCACCGCUGUCACCAGAUAUUGACGUACAAUGUUCAGCAGAUUAUAUUCAAGUCACGGUUGAAUUCUCUGACAUAUACGAUGGAAUAAUUUACAGCAAGGGCUUCCUGAAUGAUCCCAAAUGCAAAUACGUAUCUUCCGGAGGCAGCCAAUCUCGGUACUCUUUCCGAGUGCCAUUGAAUGGCUGUGGAAGCCGACCACUUUGCAAUGCUUGCGGCACCAUCGACAACGUCCUCGUGUUCCAAGGAGACGAAUUAGUGCAAGGAUCUUAUGAUUUCGCUAGAAAGGUAUCAUGUGCUGGAACUGCUCUAGAAGUUUCGACUGGUGUCAAAAAGGAACAAUCACAUGUUCUAAAGCUAAAGCCUUUUAUGGUUGACAUGCUCGAUGUAGUGGCAGUACAAGGACCGGCCGGUGGUGUAGAAUGCUGGAUGGAUAUUCAGAAAGGAGUUUUCCCUCAAACAACUCCGUUGGAAAAUUCGAUUAAAAUCGGCGAAUAUCUCACCAUCCUUAUUUAUUUGAAAGAUAUCAGAAAUCAAUUUAAUCUUAAAAUUCACGAUUGUUGGGCUUAUGAUAAUGAAGAUUAUGAUAGUUCGAAGACGAAUAAAAUUCAAUUGACUGACAAAGAUGGUUGCCCCAAGAAAAAGAAAUUCAUCGACUCAUGGCAAAAAUCUACAAAUACUGGAAAAUCUGGUGCAACAUUGAUUGCUUACAGCAAAAUAAGUGCUUUCCGUUUUCCGGAAACUGAUCAAGUCUAUCUGACUUGUAAUGUUGAGCUAUGCACAAGCAACUGUGAUGCAAGCUGUAAUGGAAUUAUAAAGGAAAUAACAACUGUUAUACCAGACACGAAAUGUUAUCCCGGAUCUACUGAUCCUCUUUGUUCAAGACCAACAACUACUGCACAGCCAAACUGUUUCUCUGGCAACAAUGACCCACGUUGCCCUAAGCUGAUAACACCUCCACCACCUAACUGCUUCCCAGGCAACAAUGACCCACGUUGCCCAAAACCAACAACAACUGCUCCUCCAAGAUGCUUCCCUGGCAGCAACGAUCCCCGUUGUCCUAAACCAACUAUAGCUACACCUAAUUGUUACCCCGGUAAUACAGAUCCUCGUUGCCCAAGGCCUACUACACCUGAGGCACCAAGGUGCUUCCCUGGCAGUACAGACCCGCGUUGCCCGAAACCAACAUCGCCUGCACCACCCAGAUGCUUCCCAGGAAGUACUGAUCCACGUUGCCCAAGUCCUUCAACUACUUUACCUCCAAAACCAUUAUGUUAUCCUGGAUCACCAGAUCCAACAUGCCCACAAACCCCUAAGCCAACAUCUCUCACACCACCUACUUAUUUACCUCCAUCCACGGAAAUACCGAAAUGCUAUCCGGGCUCGACAGACGCUCGUUGUCCAAAACCCACAACUCCCGCUUCCCCAAAUUGCUUCCCUGGUAACAGUGAUCCCCGAUGUCCGAAGCCAACAACACCAGCACCACCUAACUGCUACCCUGGAAAUACUGACCCACGUUGCCCAAGGCCUACGACACCUGAGGCACCGAGAUGUUUUCCUGGUAGCACAGAUUCACGAUGUCCUAAGCCGACAACUCAAGUUCCACCAAAAUGCUUCCCUGGCAGUAGUGAUCCCCGUUGUCCCAAACCAACUAAACAAGCACCACCGAACUGCUUCCCAGGCAACACAGAUCCACGUUGCCCUAAACCCACAACACCUGAAGCACCGAGAUGUUUUCCUGGAAGUACAGACACUCGUUGUCCUAAACCAACAACUCCUGCACCUCCGAACUGCUACCCCGGUAAUACAGACUCACGUUGCCCAAGGCCUUCAACGCCUGAGGCACCAAAGUGUUUCCCUGGAAACACAGAUCCACGUUGCCCUAAACCUACAACACCUGAAGCACCGAGAUGUUACCCUGGAAGUACAGACACUCGUUGUCCUAAACCAACAACUCCUGCUCCUCCGAGGUGUUUCCCUGGCAGCAGCGAUCCUCGUUGCCCUAAACCAACUACACCUACACCUCCGAACUGCUACCCCGGUAAUACAGACCCACGAUGCCCACAGCCUACAACGCCCGAGGCCCCAAGGUGUUUCCCUGGUAGCACAGAUGCACGUUGCCCUCAACCCACUACGCCUGAGGCGCCCAGAUGUUUCCCUGGUAGUACAGAUGCUCGCUGCCCCAAACCUACAACACCUGCUGCACCGAGGUGCUAUCCUGGCAGUACUGAUCCGCGUUGUCCAAAACCUACAACUCCUUCACCUACCAAAACAGUCUGUUAUCCUGGGUCACCCGACCCGAAGUGCCCACAGCCUCCUAGGCCUACAACUCUAACACCACCUACUUACUUGCCCCCAUCCACAGAAAUACCUAACUGCUAUCCUGGAAACACAGAUCCACGUUGCCCUAAGCCCACAACACCUGAAGCACCGAGAUGUUUCCCCGGAAGUACAGACACUCGUUGUCCUCAACCAACAACUCCAUCACCUCCAAGAUGCUUCCCUGGUAGCAGCGAUCCUAGGUGCCCCAAGCCAACAACACCUGCACCACCUAACUGCUAUCCUGGAAACACAGAUCCCCGUUGCCCUAAGCCCACAACACCUGAAGCACCGAGAUGUUUCCCUGGAAGUACAGACACUCGUUGUCCUAAACCAACGACUCCAGCACCUCCAAGAUGCUUCCCUGGGAGCAGCGAUCCUAGAUGCCCUAAGCCAACAACACCUGCACCACCUAACUGCUAUCCUGGAAACUCAGAUCCACGCUGCCCCAAACCUACAACACCUGCUGCACCAAGGUGCUAUCCUGGUAGUACUGAUCCGCGUUGUCCAAAACCUACAACGCCUUCACCUACCAAACCAGUCUGUUAUCCUGGGUCACCCGACCCAAAGUGCCCACAGCCUCCUAGGCCUACUACUCUAACACCACCUACUUACUUGCCCCCAUCCACAGAAAUACCUAAAUGCUAUCCGGGCUCGACAGACGCUCGUUGUCCUAAACCAACAACUCCUGCUCCUCCGAGAUGUUUCCCCGGUAGCAGUGAUCCUCGAUGCCCUAAGCCUACAACACCAGCACCACCUAACUGCUACCCAGGAAAUACUGAUUCACGCUGCCCUAAGCCUACAACACCUGAAGCACCGAGAUGUUUCCCUGGAAGCACAGACGCUCGUUGUCCUCAACCAACAACUCCAGCACCUCCAAGAUGCUUCCCUGGUAGCACCGAUCCUAGAUGCCCUAAGCCAACAACACCUGCACCACCUAACUGCUAUCCUGGAAACACAGAUCCCCGUUGCCCUAAGCCCACAACACCUGAAUCACCGAGAUGUUUUCCCGGAAGUACAGACGCUCGUUGUCCUCAACCAACAACUCCAUCACCUCCAAGAUGCUUCCCUGGUAGCAGCGAUCCUAGGUGCCCCAAGCCAACAACACCUGCACCACCUAACUGCUAUCCUGGAAACACAGAUACACGUUGUCCUAAGCCCACCACACCUGAAGCACCGAGAUGUUUCCCUGGAAGUACAGACGCUCGUUGUCCUAAACCAACGACUCCAGCACCUCCAAGAUGCUUCCCUGGGAGCAGCGAUCCUAGAUGCCCUAAGCCAACAACACCUGCACCACCUAACUGCUAUCCUGGAAACACAGAUCCACGCUGCCCAAAACCUACAACACCUACUGCACCAAGGUGCUAUCCUGGCAGUACUGAUCCACGUUGUCCAAAACCUACAACUCCUUCACCUACCAAACCAGUCUGUUAUCCUGGGUCACCCGACCCGAAGUGCCCACAGCCUCCUAGGCCUACUACUCUAACACCACCUACUUACUUGCCCCCAUCCACAGAAAUACCUAAAUGCUAUCCGGGCUCCACAGACGCUCGUUGUCCAAAACCAACAACUCCUGCACCUCCAAGAUGCUUCCCUGGUAGUAAUGAUCCUCGCUGCCCUAAACCUACGACACCCGAAGCUCCAAGAUGUUUCCCUGGUAGCAGCGAUCCUCGAUGCCCUAAGCCAACAACACCAGCACCACCUAACUGCUACCCAGGAAACACAGAUCCACGUUGCCCUAAACCCACAACACCUGAAGCGCCAAGAUGUUUCCCUGGAAGCACAGAUGCUCGUUGUCCUAAACCGACAACUCCUGCACCUCCGAGAUGCUUCCCUGGUAGCAGUGAUCCUAGAUGCCCUAAGCCAACAACACCUGCACCACCUAACUGCUAUCCUGGAAACACAGAUCCCCGUUGCCCUAAGCCCACAACACCUGAAGCACCGAGAUGUUUCCCUGGAAGUACAGAUGCUCGUUGUCCUAAACCAACAACUCCCGCACCUCCGAGAUGCUUCCCUGGUAGCAGCGAUCCUCGAUGCCCUAAGCCAACAACACCGGCACCACCUAACUGCUAUCCAGGAAACACAGAUCCACGUUGCCCUAAACCCACAACACCUGAAGCUCCAAGAUGUUUCCCUGGAAGCACAGAUGCUCGUUGUCCUAAACCGACAACUCCUGCACCUCCGAGAUGCUUCCCUGGUAGCAGUGAUCCUAGAUGCCCUAAGCCAACAACACCUGCACCACCUAACUGCUAUCCUGGAAACACAGAUCCCCGUUGCCCUAAGCCCACAACACCUGAAGCACCGAGAUGUUUCCCUGGAAGUACAGAUGCUCGUUGUCCUAAACCAACAACUCCCGCACCUCCGAGAUGCUUCCCUGGUAGUAAUGAUCCUCGCUGCCCUAAACCUACGACACCUGAAGCUCCAAGAUGUUUCCCUGGUAGCAGCGAUCCUCGAUGCCCUAAGCCAACAACACCGGCACCACCUAACUGCUAUCCAGGAAACACAGAUCCACGUUGCCCUAAACCCACAACACCUGAAGCUCCAAGAUGUUUCCCUGGAAGCACAGACGCUCGUUGUCCUAAGCCGACAACUCCUGCACCUCCAAGAUGCUUCCCUGGUAGCAGUGAUCCUAGAUGCCCUAAGCCAACAACACCUGCACCACCUAAUUGCUAUCCAGGAAACACAGAUCCCCGUUGCCCUAAACCCACAACACCUGAAGCUCCGAGAUGUUUCCCUGGAAGCACAGACGCUCGUUGUCCUCAACCAACGACUCCUGCACCUCCAAGAUGCUUCCCUGGGAGCAGCGAUCCUAGAUGCCCUAAGCCAACAACACCUGCACCACCUAACUGCUAUCCUGGAAACACAGAUCCACGCUGCCCCAAACCUACAACACCUGCUGCACCAAGGUGCUAUCCUGGCAGUACUGAUCCACGUUGUCCAAAACCUACAACUCCUCCACCUACCAAACCAGUCUGUUAUCCUGGGUCACCCGACCCGAAGUGCCCACAGCCUCCUAGGCCUACUACUCUAACACCACCUACUUACUUGCCCCCAUCCACAGAAAUACCUAAAUGCUAUCCGGGCUCGACAGACGCUCGUUGUCCUAAACCAACAACUCCUGCUCCUCCGAGAUGUUUCCCUGGUAGCAGUGAUCCUCGAUGCCCUAAGCCUACAACACCAGCACCACCUAACUGCUACCCAGGAAAUACUGAUUCACGCUGCCCUAAGCCCACAACGCCUGAAGCACCGAGAUGUUUCCCUGGAAGUACAGAUGCUCGUUGUCCAAAACCAACAACUCCUGCACCUCCAAGAUGCUUCCCUGGUAGUAAUGAUCCUCGCUGCCCUAGACCUACGACACCCGAACCUCCAAGAUGUUUCCCUGGUAGCAGCGAUCCUCGAUGCCCUAAGCCAACAACACCAGCACCACCUAACUGCUACCCAGGAAACACAGAUCCACGUUGCCCUAAACCCACAACACCUGAAGCGCCAAGAUGUUUCCCUGGAAGCACAGAUGCUCGUUGUCCUAAACCGACAACUCCUGCACCUCCGAGAUGCUUCCCUGGUAGCAGUGAUCCUAGAUGCCCUAAGCCAACAACACCUGCACCACCUAACUGCUAUCCUGGAAACACAGAUCCCCGUUGCCCUAAGCCCACAACACCUGAAGCACCGAGAUGUUUCCCUGGAAGUACAGAUGCUCGUUGUCCUAAACCAACAACUCCCGCACCUCCGAGAUGCUUCCCUGGUAGUAAUGAUCCUCGCUGCCCUAAACCUACGACACCUGAAGCUCCAAGAUGUUUCCCUGGUAGCAGCGAUCCUCGAUGCCCUAAGCCAACAACACCAGCACCACCUAACUGCUACCCAGGGAACACAGAUCCACGUUGCCCUAAACCCACAACACCUGAAGCGCCAAGAUGUUUCCCUGGAAGCACAGACGCUCGUUGUCCUCAACCAACAACUCCAGCACCUCCAAGAUGCUUCCCUGGUAGCAGCGAUCCUAGAUGCCCUAAGCCAACAACACCAGCAUCACCUAACUGCUAUCCUGGAAACACAGAUCCACGCUGCCCCAAACCUACAACACCUGCUGCACCAAGCUGCUAUCCUGGCAGUACUGAUCCGCGUUGUCCAAAACCUACAACUCCUUCACCUACGAAACCAGUCUGUUAUCCUGGGUCACCCGACCCAAAGUGCCCACAGCCUCCUAGGCCUACUACUCUAACACCACCUACUUACUUGCCCCCAUCCACAGAAAUACCUAAAUGCUAUCCGGGCUCGACAGAUGCUCGUUGUCCUCAACCAACAACUCCUUCUCCUCCAAAAUGCUUCCCCGGUAGUGAUGACCCCCGCUGCCCUAAGCCUACUACACCUCAAGCUCCCAGAUGUUACCCUGGCAGUAGUGACCCUCGCUGCCCUAAGCCUACUACACCUGAAGCUCCCAGAUGUUACCCCGGUAGUAGUGACCCUCGCUGCCCUAAGCCUACUACACCUGAAGCUCCCAGAUGUUACCCCGGUAGUAGUGAUCCUCGCUGCCCUAAACCUACGACACCUGAAGCGCCGAGAUGUUUCCCUGGUAGUACAGACGCUCGUUGUCCUAAACCAACAACUCCUGCUCCUCCGAGAUGUUACCCCGGAAGUAGUGACCCUCGCUGCCCUAAACCCACCACACCUGAAGCUCCAAGAUGCUACCCCGGUAGCACUGAUCCUCGCUGUCCUCAACCAACUAAAAAGCCCUCAACACCAAGUUCAUGUUAUCCUGGUUCUAAAGACCCCAAAUGUCCGCAACCAUUCGCACCUAGUAGUACAAACCCACCUUCGACUUACUUGCCACCAUUUCCUCUAGAAAAUGAAGUAAAAUCUCCGCGCGUGAAUAGAUUAGCUAUAAAAAGCUUCGAUUAUUACGAUUCACAGGCUGAAAUAGAUAACUUUGAUUCCUCACGAACGAAACCAAAAACAAGAAACGUUAGGGACGUAAGCAAUUCCUUAUACGACGAGUUUCCGAUAUCCUUAGAGUACUCAGCAAUUGUAGGGUCUGUCAUGUUUGUAAUUUUAUCAUUAGGUGUAACUCUUUUUAUAUAUAAAAACAAGGCGAGCCUUAAACGAAAAGAAAAUGUAGCAAUUACAAAUACUCAUCCUUGCUAAAACGAUACGUUUACUUUUAAGAUGUAACACAUUUUUUUAAAUGUCAAAACCUGACGCGUUUUUAUAAAACCAAUCGAUUUUAUAUGUAAUGAUAUUCACUGCCUUUUAAGCUUUUUGUAUGUUAUUCGGGCAUUUUAUAUGUUGCCUUUUUUAUCAUAAAGGUGCCAUAGGUUGAUAAAUUUUGACUAUAUUUUAGCUUUGUAAAACUUGAUUAUGAACAUAAUUACCUAUAUUACUAGUCAAAAUACAUAAUGACCCAUUAUUUUAAUGUCGAUAUAUUGCAUGUAUUUUAUUCCCUAUAUAAUUUUAUUACUUAUACUCAUUUGUGAUAUUUGUAAAUAUAUAACAAUAUUAUGUUG